Engraulis encrasicolus (European anchovy) is the source of this 1375-nucleotide messenger RNA. RefSeq names its product piggyBac transposable element-derived protein 4-like. Lineage: Eukaryota; Metazoa; Chordata; Actinopteri; Clupeiformes; Engraulidae. The record is from RefSeq and is a predicted model, not a curated record. The transcript has a single exon. The coding region runs from base 65 to 1297 and encodes 410 amino acids.
GCUGGGGAAGUGGGUGGACACCACGGUGGGCGAGCUUUAUGCUUUUGUGGCUGUGCUUUUCCUGAUGGGUCUGGUGAAAAAAAACAACAUCCGCGAUUACUGGACCAGUAAUCCCAUGCUCUCCACACCAUUCUUUGGGACAGUUUUUUCACAGGACCGCUACCUGCUGUUGCUGAGGUGUCUGCACUUCACCAGCAUCACCUCCACUGACCCCCUCCAAAAAAUCCGAUCCAUCUUGGCCCCAAUUAUAAAAUCCUUUAGUGAAGUCUUUUAUCCCUCCCGAGAUCUGUGCAUAGAUGAGUCCAUGGUGAAGUGGAAAGGCCGGCUGUCCUUCAAACAGUUCAUCCCAUCCAAGCGGCACCGAUUUGGCAUCAAGCUCUUUGUCUUGUGUGAUGUCUUGACAGGCUAUGUCCAGGACCUCAUAAUCUACACAGGGAAAUCAACAGACAUUGAAAUGGUCAGUGAUGUGGGAAUGUCAGGGUCUGUUGUACUGACAUUGAUGAAAUCUUUUCUCGGCAAGGGUCAUGUGCUUUACAUUGAUAAUUGGUACAGCAGCCCUAGCCUUUUUGCCCACCUUCUACAUCACAAGACUGGCGCCUGUGGUACCGUCAGGUCCAAUCGGAAGGGAAUGCCAAAAUUCAGGGCCAAAAUGACAAAAGGUGAGGUGGAGCACUUCAACACAGGAAAGAUGCUGGCCACAAAGUGGCAUGAUAAGCGGGAUGUCUAUGUGCUGUCCACUGUACAUUCGGGAACCAUGGUGACAACAGGAAAAGUGGACUAUGCCACGGGGGAGAGGGUUACAAAGCCCCUCUGUGUCCUUGAAUACAACAAAAAAAUGGGGUCUGUGGACAAUUUGGAUAAACGGAACACAUUUGUUGAUUGCUCCAGAAAGACUUUCAAGUGGUACAAAAAGCUGUUUUUUUACAUCCUGGAUGUGGCUGUAUUCAACAGCUUUGUCCUCCACCGCCAAAUUACAAAGCAGGACAUAACGUACCCACAUUUCAGGGAGAAUUUGGCGCAUCAGUUACUGGAGGAUUUCCAAACGACCCGGCGAGCUUCAUCGGGUGGGCGUCCGACACUUGACAAUCCUCUCCGCCUCUCAGCUCGCCACUUCCCUUCCCUUCUAACCCAGACGCCAGGGCAGGGGAGUCGCACAAGGCGUCGUUGCAGGGUGUGCCAUACGACAACACGGCGUCCACAGGCCCGGAUGGUCACCAAAUAUAUGUGUGUCGCCUGCGAUGUUGCCCUCUGCGUUGUCCCUUGCUUCGAGGAAUAUCAUUCACUCAAGCAUUAUUGAUCUGAAAAAAAAAACAACAACAAUAAUUAGUAUAAAUUGACAAUUGUUCCUAAUGUUAUUGUCUCUACUGUGUGUGUG